Messenger RNA from Chara braunii, 1503 nucleotides. The record is from the annotation of a GenBank genome assembly. Lineage: Eukaryota; Viridiplantae; Streptophyta; Charophyceae; Charales; Characeae.
CGAGGAGGCUGGACUGGACCGAGUAACACGAAGAGGAUCGAGACUUUGGAGGAGACCGUCGCAAAGAUAAAGAUCCGUCAUGACGCCGAAGAAGAACGUGAGAAAAAGAAGAGAAAAGAUGAGGAGAAAGAAAGACGGGACAGUGAAGAUGAACUAAGAAGACAGAAGGAUGAGCCAGAUCGUGACGAGCACUACAAGCAGAUAGGGGACUUGAUUUCCUCUAGACUUGGAGGUGGUGAGGAGAUUAUGAACCUGAAGAAGAAAGAAGUGUGCGAUAUGGAAACUUUGAGAGCGAAGGUUGACAAUUUGAAGAAGAUUAGAAACUUACCUGCUGCGACGGUAAAUGAGGUAGAAACCUCUGUUCGGCUACAGCGCGAGUAUGGCGAGGCGAAACGUAAAGCACAGGAAGCAAACGAGAGGCGAAUUGCGGCACUCGAGGAGCAGUUGCUAAGCUUGAAAAACAUCUCAGAGGAGGCAAUGAAUGAGGCGAAAGGUUGGAAACUGGAAGCGCAACGAUCGGGCAACAAACGUGGGAACGUCGCUGUUGGGGUUACACCUAGUCCGCUCCUGUGCUCUCGACCUCGAUGUGCUCCUGCUGCGACGCCGCCUAACACGAAGAAGAAGAUCGAUGAUGAUUACAGUGAGUUGGUUGCAAGGCAUAUGGAGGAGGUUAACGUUCUGAAGGAAAUGAGGAUUCGUGAAUUCAAUUGGAGGAGAGAGGCCGAGCAAGAAGCCGAGAGAGUGAAAGAAAUGAAGGAUAAGGAAAUUGAGAAGCUGAAGGUAGCUCUGAGCAAGGUUCAGAUGAAGUCAACAGGGAAAACGAAAGUUUCACGAAUGAAGGAGACACAGUGCAAGUCGACUGCUACUGACUUACGCCAAAGACUGGAGGCUGCGAUAGGAGGAGGUGAUGGUGGUUUUGGCAACUUUGGAACUGAAGCGGCCGAAAAAGUUGCACAUGCCAAUGAUCGUGAGGGGUUCUUGAGGGAGUGUCGACUGACAUGGUGGUCGCCAUUUGUGAGAAAGAAGGAGUUACAUAUACCACAUUGGACAAGACGAAGGAAGAGAUUGCCCUUUGACGGACACAGAAAGCUUGUGAUGAACUGCCACCUGGAACCUCGGGUGGGGCUGCGAUUGAAGUCUCCGACAACGUUGAAAAAGCAAGUGAGGAUCUCGGUAAGUUUGACGGGGCUGGCGAGAGCACUUAGGGUCAACUCCCGACGCGGCUUACCUUUGGAACGUGGCUAGGCACUGUUCGAAUCAGCGAAGUCUGUAUGUUCAACGUUUGCUCGGUCGAUAUUUAAACGGUUUGUUUUGUCUGGCAGUGAUUCGGUUAACCCUUUCUGGUGAGAUUCCCUGGGACGAGAAAUUUGUUGAUUGUUUUAACUCUCUUCUUGGUGCUGGUUAUGAUUUUGAGCGUUGCGAUGGUCCUUUGGUCUAUGCUCUCAUUUCCCCCUGGUGUAGACAUGUUUAUAUAGGGAGUACCGAUAAAGAUGUGCAUACGCA